Parnassius mnemosyne (clouded apollo) is the source of this 483-nucleotide messenger RNA. The record is from the annotation of a GenBank genome assembly. Lineage: Eukaryota; Metazoa; Arthropoda; Insecta; Lepidoptera; Papilionidae.
AUGCCAACAAUAACUUACACCUUCGGAAUCGUAAAAUGGUCAGACACCGAUAUCGGGAACAUUGAGAGAACUACCCGUGUAUUAUUGACAAAAUAUCAGUUCCAUCAUCCUAAUUCCGCUACUGAACGAGUAACUUUGCCAAGAGCUGAAGGGGGAAGAGGUCUCGUUGACCUAAGGCGGCUUUAUUCCAAGCUAAUAAAAAACUUACAAAAUUACUUUCUCAGCAAAGAGUCGUCUCCCUUACACCAAAUAGUCACGUUAGCGGAUAAUGGCUAUACUCCACUGGAUCUUCUUCAUUCUAAAGAAGUUGAGCCCUUGGUUGCAGAUGCCGAAUACCUUAAGACCAAACUUAACCAGUGGGCCUCAAAACCACUACAUGGAAGAAUACAAUUCGUCGUUGACGCCGCAAAGGGGCGUACCUCAAUUUUUCAAGACUUAAUUGUAAAUACAAAUAAGAUUAAUUUUAUGAUGAAAAAAAGCUAG